AUGAAACCACUUAAAUUGUUUUCAUUUUUGUUGGUUUUCCUAGCAUUGGUUGUUCUCGCAGUUUUCCUAUUCUUCAUAUUUAGGAAACCCGAUACGAAAAAGGAAACUGAAGAGACAAAGACAGAGGAAACAACAAAAACACAACCAGUGCUAGCCGGCAACGUUUUGAACGUGGUUACACAUCUGUCCAACGACAGAGUUAACCUGCUGGCGUCAGGCCUAGGAAAUUCAUACCUGCUCGACGCAAGGUCGAAAGCAAACUCAUACACAUUUAAUGGAGUCACAGUUUCAGUAGUUUCAGGAGAAGUGAGUAACCAGCCAGGGUACUCGAAAUACACACACACUCUGCCCAAGGCAUACAAGGGCACCAAGUUGGUGUUCGACGCGGACGCGACACACGAUUCAUUCGAGGACCCAGUCACAAAACUCACAACAUACUUUUGGUUCAACACAAUGCUAUUCAUGACAUUCACAACACAGUCAGAGGGCGAGGCGCCCGCACUAAAAUACUACCACUUCUCGUCGCACGUGUCGAACAACACACUGAAGUGGGACCGCUUCGACAGAGAACCUACGACGGAGCUGGACCCAUCAGUGCUCGUCGCUAAGCUCGACGAGGUUAACCUGGCAGCAGGAAACGUAGUGGCACUGCACCUGGACGAGUACCUGGAGGAGGCGACCGGCUCGUACAGCACGACGCUUAACUCAGUGACCUCGAAGGUGAGUCUCCUGAGGAGGUCGUCGUCAUCGACGGGAUUCGUCAAGGUGACGCACAAGCUGAUGCAAGAGGUGGAAAACGGAAACAGCAGACCGUUCAAGCUGAGGAAGCUGAGGGUCUCAGGCACGGAGCUGGCAGACCUGGCGCUGACGACGAAGCCAGUCGUCUCAAUGUCGGUCUUCUGGUGGUACAACAUGCCGCUGCUGGCGGAGCUGGACCUGCACGGAGGAGACCGAGAACACCUGGCCUACAACGUGGACACGAACAACUGGGAGAAGGAAAACGUGGAAAAGCUGAGAGCGAAGCUCUUCCUGCUGAAGAAUAAGCUGGGUGAGCCGGUGACAGUGGACCUGUCGAAGUCAGGAGACCACGACCAGACGUACACGAGCAACGCAGUGCUGGUGCGCGUGAGUCCGGGCGCCACAGCGUUGAGAGAAGUGAAGAAGUACACACACAGGUUCACCACAGGAAACGCGCACUUCGUAGGCUCGUUCGUUAACUCAGGCACGGCGCAGCUGGGGUUGCCGGUGAUGAGAGUAGUGGAGGUGGCAGUGUACUACGUGAAGGGAGUGCCGCUGCUGCUGAAAGUUAACCUGGCGACAGCAGGAAGCCUGGCCUCGAAGUUCCGCUACUACACGAGCAACGGCUACCGAGUGUGGACGGUGGCGGAGCUGACGAAGGAGGUGGCGACGACGGAGGCGCUGCUGAAGAAGCUCAACGAGGAAAACCAGAGACUGCUCCAGGAAAACGACAAGUACGUGCUCGACGCAAUGAUGCUGGCAAACUACAUGUCGACAGGAAGAGUAGUGGAGGUGACGAAGGAAACAUUGACCGACAUGCCGGGCUACUACGUGUACAAGCACCAGGCGUUCAACGGAGUGCCAUUCAAACUCGAGAAGUUCACAGUGGGAGGAAAGGACGUGGGCCCCUCGGUGGCCACAGUGGAGGGCGUGGCGUACGCGAAGAUGUACCUCUUCCUGAACAUGCCGCUGCUGCUGCACGCGCACGUCCCGCCAGCAGCACAAGGCCCGGCAGGAGCAGACACAUACUUCUCGUUCAACGCGACCACCACGGAGUGGACGAAGACGGAAGCGGAUCUGUCGUCAGCCGCAGCGCUGAAAGAGCACCUGUCGAAACUCAGAGGAACUAUGAGCUCAGUGACGCUGAACCUGGGCCACACGGAAGGAGAGUACAAGUCGGGCAUGGUGACGGUGCAGGUGGUGGAAGCGACGCCGUACGAAAAUGACCCGCCGACGUCGUACACGAAGAGAGUGCACGUCCUCACGCCGGCGUUCCCAGUGGACGUGGUGAAGCACUUCGACUUCAACCUGGUGCUGGCGAAGAAGGAGACGGCGAGCAGCCCCUACGAGACGCCGUCGAAGGACCCGCUGCUGCCGAAGAACUUCGUGGUCUCGAAGGCGGAAGUGUACUACUUCGGAGACGUGCCGCUGUACUUCACAGUGCACGGAACGCACGGGACGCCGCUGCGCUUCUCGAACGUGUUCAGAGGGACGCUGUGGAGAGAGGAUGACAUGCACACGAGAAUGUCGCUCUCAGACAUGCUCGUAGCGCUGAGCGCCGAGCUGCGGGCAGCGGCAAGGUUCGACGUCUGCAAGGACGCACCAUCCGACACAGUGGUGACGUACAAGCUGAGGCACCUGGGCUCGAAGGAGACCACGAACGUGACGGUGACGAAGACGGAGGGGGCGGACGGAGUGACGCUGCUGGCGCACAAGAUGCCAGAGUCAGUGACGCUUAAGUUCACGACGCUGACGUGCGGAGAGCACGUGCUGACGGGCCUGUCGAUGGACGACGUGUCGAAGGUGUUCCUGUACAGAAGGUACAAGGCGCCGCUGUUCCUGAAGCUUAACUCGGACCCGAGGUUCUUCGCACUGAGCGGAGACGGGGGGCUGACGCGGUACGUGCCCCCGGCAGGAGCGACGGACAUGACGGAAGAGCAGGUGAAGGCGAAGGUGUCGGAGCUCUCGACGAUGGUGGGAAAGGUCUUCGACCUCGACCUGAUGAGCAAGGCGGACUACACGCUCCUCAACUCGCACUUCACAGUGACGGAAACCACAGUGGGAGGCUUCAAGAGGCGCCUGCACGCGCUGAAGACCGCGGGAAGGACGCCGCUGCCGUUCACACUGAGGUCCCUCGUGCACGGCACCAAGGACGCAGUGAUGUACCCGACGGGUUUGAAGGUGGCCUGGGUCGCAGUGUUUUUCAAGAACGAAGAGCCGUUCUACCUGCAGGUUAAGGAGACCUCACGGCCCGUGCACCACCACUUCGUAAACGACAGCGGCCUCUGGCUGCCCGACGGAGUGUACGACCACUUCGAGGACGAGGACAUGGGAGACAGACUGGAGGGCCUGAAGGACGGCCUGGGCAACGAGUUCUCACUCGACCUCUCGGAGAAGGUGGACAACCCGCUUUUCGAAGUGGACAUGGCGGACUUCGCGCCGGUGCCAGGCUUCACGAAGCACACGUACAACCCGAAGAAGCUGGAGUACCCGCUGCUGCUGAAGGACCUGAAGGUGGCGGAGACGGAGGUGAACCUGCCCUUCGCGGACAAGCACCUGAAGCGCUUCUCAGCGUACUCGUUCAGGAAAAACUUCCUCUUCUUCCACUCGGUCUCGCACGACGACAAGGACGAGUUCUUCAAGACGAACUUCGCAGGCUCCUUCGAGAAGGUGGAGUUCGAUGUGUACAACGAGGGAGUGCUGAAGAAGGAGCUCGAGGGGCUGAAGAAGAGGCUGGGGAACAUGGUCUCGCUGGACAUGGCGAACAAGACGUCCUACGAGUACCACAGCUACCUGGUGAACGUGGUGAAGCAGAGAGAGGACCUGGAGGGCUUCGACAAGUACCUGCACGACCUGACGGACAACGGAGUCUCAGUGCCGCUGAAGUUGGUGAGCGUGAGGAACAACGGACACGUCACGAACGUGCCCUCGCUGGAGGACCUGGUCUACUUCGUGUACGUGUACAUGAGCGAAGACGAGCCGCUGCUCCUGGAGCUGCACACGUCUUCGCCGGAGAGGUCGGACUACGACUACUACUACUUCGGAAACACGCUGGGAAACUGGGAGCUGCUGGAGAACCCGUCGCUGGGACAGCUGGACAAGGCGAAGCUGAAGGAGGCGCUGCUGGCGUACAAGGACAAGAUGUCGAAGACGUACAAGGUGGACCUGCUGAGGAAGUUCACCUACAGGCUCACGAACGAAGCGAACGCGAAUUACGUGUUGGAUGCAGCAGUGGAAGAGGAUCCGCUGCCCGCGUCAGUGGUGCCCACAACAGCGGAGAACGCAAGUGACGCCGCAGCCGACUCGACGGCCACAGGAGGGCAGCCGAGGACAGCAAGGCUGACGACCUACCAGACGCUGAAGGCGAACGCCUUGAGAGCAGUGAACACGAUGGCUGCGAACCUGCCAGUAGCAGGCAAGUUCGUGCUCGGCGAAGCGGUGCUGAGAGGACUGGCAGUGGACACGCUGCUGAAGGCGAACGUGUACUGGUACCACGACAAGUCGCCUGCGCUGGUGCACGUGAACAACGGAGUGGACAACAAGUACUACGUGAAAAAGGGAAAAACGUUCGUGCUCUCGAGGAAGGGCGCACUGCCGCUCGCGAGGUCGGAGCUGGUCUCGCUGCUGAACGAGGCGAGAGAGAAUCUGGCAGAGCCAGUGGACCUGGACCUGGACAAGAGCAGCGACUUUGACACGCACGUGAAGUACGUGUCGAACGGGCUGACGCUGAAGGUAGUGCCGACGUACUCGCUGGGAGAAGGAUUCAAGGGCUUCAAGCACUUCUCAGCAACACACUACGAAAGAGCGUUCAAAGUGGCAACGAUGAGUCUCUGGGGAGACGUGGUGCUAAACAAACUGCCGAAGGGACACGUUAAGUCAGCAACAGUGUUCACGGACGGAGAUCUGCUGCCGCUGGCAGUGGAGCUCGAGUGGACGGUGGUGAACAACAUGAGCUUCGUUAAAAAGUACAACUACUGGAAGAACACGGGAGGAGCGACCUGGGUGGCACACGCAACAGCGAACGCAUCAGAGAGAAUGGUGGACGACGACCUGCUGACGAUGCUGAAGGCAGCGAAGACUGAAUUGGGAGCGCGAGUAGUACUGUCACUAGAUAAGAGGGCUAACUACGGGACGGCGCCACUGGUAACAGUGGCAGUAGAGCCGACCUCGAGGCCGGAAAACUGGAACGGAUUCCACAGAGUGACGCACUCGUACACGAACGCAGCAGCGAGAGUGGUGAUGCUGAAGCUGGGAGACAGAGUGCUGAGGACGCUGCACGUGGCGACCUACGUCAAGGCAGUGGACACGUACUGGUUCAAGAACGCGCUGCUGCUGGUGAGAGCAACAGUGGCAGGAAACACAGCAGCAGGAACAGCAGGCACGGCGGCGUCGCCAGACACAUACAUGUACUUCAAGAACGACCACAAGGAUGACCUGAUGGCAGUAGAUGCACCAGCAGACGCAACCGCCGCAACGUUGAGCGUGACGACGCCACACGCGCUGCUGGCGCAGCUGGCGGUGCCCUUCAGAGACCACUACCACCUAGAUGUGGCCGAGAAGACGCUGAAAAACGCAGUGGGAUUCGUGAAGCUGCUGCCAGCACUGCACGUGGUGGAUACGUCGGUGCCGCCUGGCUACGCAAGGUACAACCUGUACGUGCUGGACCACGUGCAGGGGCUGGAACUGGGGAAAAUGCUCUACCACGGAAAGGACUUCUCGACGGGCAACUUCAGCAUGCCGACGGGAAGAGUGCACAGCGUGUACGCCUUUAGCCCGGUGGGCCACUUCUCGCCGCUCUUCCUGGAGCUGCACGUGAGGGGGCGCGAGGGGCUGGUGCUGCACUACUACCACCUGAACCAGCACGGAGACUGGAUGAAGCUGGAGACGGGAGGACGGAGGCUGACGCACGCAGAGCUCUACGGAAAACUCUCGCUGCUGAGCACGAAGUUCGGAAACGUGACGGUGGUGGACCUGGCGAAGACGGAGGGAAGCUACUACGGCCUUAACAAAAUGGACGUGACGAAGUACGAGUUCCCAGGAGCGCAGGGCUUCAACAAGUACCUGCACAGAGCGCACGACGCGGCGGCCUUCACAGUCUCCAAGUUCGUGAACAAGGGAGUGGUGCUGGCAAACCUGCCGGUGCUCAAGGUGCUGCACGUGGCAGUCUACACGACGCGCGACAACAGGCCGAUGCUGCUGGAACUAAAGGUGGGAGGACGCUACAGGUUCUUCGCCUCGAACGCGAACGGAGAGUGGUUCGAGGAGAGGCUGCCGUCAGGAGACCUGCGCGCAGCACUGGACGCAGUCUACGACGAACACAACGAAGUGGCGAGGCUGACAGGUGACCUGGUGACGCUGCACCUGCACACAGGCUUCGUGCGCGAGUACGUGCUCACGGAGGGCACAGUGGCUGACUACGAAGGAGCAGUGGCAGUGGUGGAAGAUGAGCCGGAGCCAGAGCCUGCGCCGCCAGCAGAGAGGCUGCUGCCAGAGGACCCGGAAUCAGCGGAGCCGACAGUGCAGGCGCCAGCAGGAGCAGCAGUGGUGAAGACGGUGCUGGCGCCGCUGCCGCCUGUGAAGAGGUCGCACGUGCUCAACCCUGAGACGUUCGUGGAGUCGGACAGGCUGGCCUACAGCUACGCCUCGCACGGAAAGUCGGUCUACGUGGCGAGGAGAGACGAGGUGUUCAGAGGCCUCAACGUGACGGUGCACAGGCUGGCAAACUCGGAGCCGUUCACGCUGAGGAGGCUGGUCUUCCUGGGAAGGCAGUUUGACCUGGGCCUGGGCGCGGAGAAGUUCCUGUCGUCGACGCUCUUCGCGUACAUGAACAAGCCGCUGGUGCUUAAGCUGGUGGCGCUGGCGGGCGGCGAGAAGUACUACGCGUUCGACUUCGGCACGCAGGACUGGACGCCCUUCGAGGCGGCGGACCUGGAGGCGAAGCUCGACGAGCUCAACUACAAGGAGAACAAGACGCUGGUGCUCGACCUGGCGAAGGAGGAAGGCUACACGGUGAACACGCACGAGCUGGUGGUGUCGAAGGCGACGUUCGCGACUGCAUUCACGAAGGUGACGACGAAGCUCAAGACGGCGGUUCAGGAGGCGGAGGUGCGCAAGGCGAAGAGGAAGAAGGUGCGGGCGAAGCGCGAGGUCUACAAGCGCGAGCUGCACGCGGAGAUGGAGAAGAAGAAGGCGGCGCUCGACAAGAUGGCCGCUGAGGCGGAGCGCCGGAAGGCGACGCUGCAGACCUUCAGGACGACCUGGAAGACGCUGAAGCCGGCGGAGCUGGAGCAGUUCGUGCAGCUCGAGGCGAAGGUGAAGGCGCUCGAGGACCUGAGGGCCGAGGUGGCGGCGCUGGAGCCGAAGGUGGAGAACGCGCGCGGCACCGAGGCCUUCGCCGACCUCUCCAAGGCGCUCGAGGCUAAGAAGAAGGAGCUGGCGGCGCUGCAGCCCGCGGUCGACGCGGCGCUUAGAGCGGCCGAGUACAUGACGGACGCGCAGGUCGACGAGCUCGAUGUCCCGAACGCAGCGGAGCUGAAGACGGCGCUUGAGGGCGCGGACGCGGCGGUGAAGGCGUUCAGAAAUCGUCUGGACGUCAAGGCGAAGGUGGGCACGGCAGUCGAGAAGGUUAAGGAGUUUAAGGAUGCUCUUGGCGACGUUUCUACUUUAUCCGACCUUAAGUCCAAGCUUGAUCCUGCUGCAACUAAGCUCGAGGGUCUGAAGGAACCCGGAGAUAAUAAAACAUUGGACCUGGCCGCCGUGCUCGUGGUUGUCAACGAGCUCAAACCCCUACUUGUUUUGGACAAGAAUGCUUUGGGCACUCCUGCCGAUCAAGACAAAAAAACUAAGUUUGAAGCAGCUGUCACCGCCGUCGACGACCUCAAAUCGCAUGCCGAACUUGCCAAGAAGCUAGAAGAGGCACAAGCACCCGCAGUAACUGAUUUCACAGAACUGUCCAAGAAGCCAGACGAAGCAGCCUUGCUAUUGGAGAAGGUCAACGCAGCACUGCAACUGGCCAAUACAUUUGAUAAGAACCUCAGAUUUGGAGAUAAACUUAAGGAUGCUGAUGCCAAGUUGAAGACCGUUGAGGAGAUGGUUCCACUCGUGGAAGUUUUGAAGACCACUUUGGAUGGUUUGGGUACUUUGUCCGAACCUGAUGCUACAAAGGUUAAAGCUCUGAAGGAUGCUCUUCCGACGUUUGCCAAGUUUGGUCAAGCACACGUAUUGGCAAAGAAAUACAAGGACGCGUUCGUCGCAGGAGCCGAUCUUAACGCUGAACUGACAAUGGCAGCAUUGGACACCGGUAAAUCACUUUUCGAAAAGGCUGUGGGACUCCUCGGUGAGCUUAAAACACUACCCGAUUCCACAGAGACUUCGCAACUAAAGGAAGCUGUCAAGUACGUAACUGAACCCAAGGCUCCAAAUCAGAAGGUAACCAAUCCAUUUGAGGAACUGAAAGAAACACUUCUGGCUCUGAAAGUGGAACUUCCAGAACUUGACCAAGAUGUUAAGACUAAACUUGGAGAAGUAGAAACAGAAUUUGAUAAGGUAAAGGCACUGCCGACACUUGCAGCUGGCCUAAAGAGAGAUCUGGAUGCAGUGUCAUUGGCAGGCGUGACAGAACCAAACGGGUUAGUGGAUAAGGUUAAUGAACUGAAGGCGAAACUUACAGAAGAAAAUUUGACUAAGUUGAAGACUGCAUUCCAUUCUUCACUGAAGCUCAAGAACGAACUCAAGGACGCGUUCGAUUUGGAAACAGCUACUGUCACAGAUGUAAAGAACAACCUCGAAGCUGCAAACACAGUAGCCACCGAACUUAAGAAUGCCCUCACAGCUGUCCCAGAAGUUACAGAAGAAGGAGCAUCUGAGCCUCUUAAGAAGCUGAAGGCAGCUUUAGAUAAGGCAGCAAAGCUGAAGGAAGCCGACAGUCCAUUUGCAACACUUAAGACCAAGGUCGAGGCGUUCUCAGCUCCAGUGAGGCAUGAUUCCACUAAGGCAGUUGCCUAUAGACUUAAGCAAUUGGCAGAUGCAUCAGCAAAACUGACCAAAGAAUUGAAAUCGGAAGCGACAGUGACACUUGAGAUGGCAGAAGAUGUAGUGAAGAAAAUGGCAAACGGACACGCGGCCUUGGUUAAGCUUGAUGAAGCAUACGUGUAUGCAGCUAAAUUUAAACCAGUUUACGAAACACUUAGCACCUUCAGUGGAGAAAAUAUGGAUGCAGCAAAGUAUAAGAGUUUACAAGAACUAGUAGCAAAGCUGAAAGAAGCACUCGUCAACGUGGUUAAGUUGAAGGAAGGUUACGUGGCACUAAAGCUCUUUAAAGCACAGUUGGUGACAGAGAACAAGUUGGACGAGGCAGUCACCGCGGCCGAGGCAUUCAAUGAGCUAUUCAAUGUAUCAACUGAACUCAGUACACAAGUAACGACGUUGGAGGGCUUCAAUCCUUUGGCGACUGAUCCAGAUUAUACUAAAGCCAAAGAUGUCGUAACAGAACUCAAGAAGCACGUUGAGAAGAUGAAUUUGGAUUCGAAAGUAACUACCGUUAAAACGAUAGUAACAGAGACACAGAAGGCACUGAGUGAGGUGGCAUCAACGCUUCUGAAGUUGGGUCUGAUGGUGGGAAAGCGUAAGUAUAAGAAGUACCUGGUGGAUUUGGGCAAGGCGCAGAACAGUUACGACCUGGCGAAGAUGAGGCACGACAGGUACGACGUGGACCCGGAGACGCUGGAUUCAGACGAAGAUGCGUCGACGCUGACGAAGCUGAUGUUCGUUUUGGGAGGAUUGAGGCACGGAGGAAAGAACCUGAGUCACGCAGGGUUGCCGCUGGGAACACACGUGCACACAGUUAACGCGUUCUACGCACCGAACCUGGAAAAGCCGCUGAUGCUGCAGUUUAAGUACAGAGAAAGCGAAGACGAAGAUGAGCCUGUGCCACAAGUACUACUGGUGCCACCGACGGCAGAUUCACUGACGGAUUCGCAAGCAGUGGCAUCGACAGCGAGACCAGGAGCAACAGCGACGGCAGAGUCAGGAACAGUGCGGCAAGUGGAGAAUUUACUGGCACAUGCGGUGAGUCACACGCCAGACAGAGUGGCGACGGAGAAGGCAGGAGUGCUGCCACCAGUUGAAGCGCCAGUGGUGGCAGGAGUGGCGUCAACAGUCGCCGGAGCAGCUGGGGCACCUGGAGUAGCUGGAUCUGUUGGAGCACAGGCAACUGGAGUAACUGGAUCUACAGGAGCUGUACAACCAGCUCAAGGAGCACAAGCAACCGCAUCAACUGGAGCUGUAGUACCAGGUGCGGCAGGAGCAGGACAACCACAAGGAGCUGCAUCAGCUGGAGCAGUACAAGCAGGACAACAGGCACAACAACAAGCAGCACAAGGACCCGCAACAGCGUUAGUCUCAGCACCACUAACAACAGAGGCAGCAUUGGCACCGCCACUGCCAGUAAGCGAAGGACCAAGUCCGCCUGAAAAGGAAGCAGAAAUGAAGAAGUUUAGCUACCCAGGAAGAUUCUUUGUCUAUGAUGUGGAUGGAACGUGGAAACCGUUCGUGCCGGAGAAGAGAGGAGCACUCAGAGAAAAAUUGGAAGAACUGAAAGUUAAGCACGCACUGGGAGUCAACUUGGACGUGGGAGUGGUGCCAGGAGCAAGAAGAGAGCUGGUGCACGCAGUUAACGGAGAGAACAUGAAGGUGAGAAGAGUGCUCUACAACAGCGGCUACAACAUGAACAGAGAAGCAGGACAGCUGCAAGGAACGGCAGCGAAGGCGCACGUGGUUAACCUGAGCGACUACGACAGGAGCGUGGCCUUCUUCCCGCCGCUCAAGUACGAGUGGUUCGUGCACCAGAGGCAGCCGAAGACGCUGGUGGACAACAGCUUGGAACAGCUGCCGGAGUUCAAACUGGAGAGACUGAGUCUGAACGGAGUGACACUGCCGCUGACGGAGGAGGCGUCAGACGUGCUGACGAGUCUGAAUUCGCUGUCGGUGGUGGUGAACGAGCUGGGGACGCCGCUGCUGCUGUUCGCAUACAAGACGACGAGGCACGAGGCAGUGCUGCAGCACACGUACAAGGCGCUGGCACUGAAGGGAGAGGUGUACGACGUGGAUGACACGUUCGGCAACUACCACAACCUGCUGUACAAAGUGGAGCACACAGAUUACUCGUGGAACUCGGAUCAGGCGUUUGACUCGUUCAACACCGCAGUGAACGCGAGGCUGGCGGAGCUUAACGCAAGGCUCGAGCCGUACUACGUGGUGGACCUGGGCGCGGCGGCGCACUACAUGAGAGGCCAGGUGGUGGUCAACGUGGAGGUGGCGGAAGCAUUCGGAGUGAGGCACGUGUCCUACACGCCGGGACUGAUGCCGCUGCAGGGCGAGGAGCUGCAGACGGCAGUGCCGCCGUUCGUGGUGCAGAAGGUUUUCCUGGGCGAGACGGCGUUCAAGGGCUUCAACCUGCCCUUCAGAGACGCGCUGCACGUCUCAGCCUUCUUCGCGCCGCUGCACUACCCGCUGGCCGACGAGGCCAAGGCGACCUCGGCCACCAAGUUCCCGCUGCUGGUCGAGUUCUCAUACAGGAACAGGUUCAACAGGCUCGAGCACUUCUACUACCACUACGUGGGCGGCGACGCCUUUGAGCUGCUGACGAGGACGAAGCUGAGGCUGACGGCCUCGGAGGUGGCGGACGUGGUGAGGCUGGUGGCGUACCGCAACCUGAGGGCCGGAAGGUUCAGCUUGUCGAGGCUUAACCUGGACCUGGCGGUGAAGAGCGCGCACGUCACGCCCGGCCACCAGGUGGCGGUCGAGAAGCUGGUGAAGGGCGCGCCGGGCCCAGGUCAGGACGUGCUGAACGCGACCGUCCCCGACGGGUACGUGGUCUACAAGUACUCGGUGGCAGCUAACGACCCUGGCUUCACGGUGCUCUCGCUGAGCUUCGCGAACGUGUGGAGGUUCGCGCCGGCGCUCCACAGCUACAAGGUUUUCUACGCGUACGUGCGGGAGACCGACGCAGUGCCGGUGCUCGUGGCUGCGUCCUACACCGAGGCGGCCUCGGCUGAGAAGAAGUACGUCUGGGUGGGCUACGACGGCGCUGCGGCGGCCGCGGUGCUGACGACAGCGCCCCCGGAUCCGACGUCGGUCACGUUCGUGCCCAAGGUCCAGGAGGAGCUGGGAAGGCUGACGGCCCAGGUUGACUUUUUGCUGCAGCCGCGGGCCUUCCCGCUGUCGCGAGUCGACGCGGGCGCGACGGUGAAGCUUUCGCCGGUGGGCGGCGUGCGCGGGUUCCCCGAGGUGCCCCCAUCGGCGGCAGCAGCCGCAGCAGCGGGCGUUAAGCCUGGGGCUACUGUGACUCCAGGCGUGAAGACACCGGGAGCGGCAACACCGGCAACAACUAAGGCGCCAGCGACCACAACAGUUGUGACUACACCUAAAGUAACAGUACCUGGUCCACAGGUGCCUGCUGGUCCAACUACACCGACUCCACCUCAAACAUCCACAACUGUUGUAACUCAAGCUCCAACACAGGCACCUACUAGUUCACCCACUACACCGGUAUUACCCGCGUCUGGUUCACCAUCCCCUGGUGUUGGAGGCGCUGGAGUUGGAGCAGACGGAACUGUUAGGACCUGCACAACAGUUGAAAAUCCAUCUGAAUCAGCUGCUAGGACUGAUGGAGCAUCCGGGGCAGGCGCUGGAGGUCCUACAGACUCAGCAGGUGGUGGAGUACAAACUGACAGGACACAACAGACACAACAAGAAGUCCCUGGACAACCUUCAUCCCCAGGUAGUGGAACACAAGUUGCGAACGCAGAACAACAACAGCAGCAACAACAACAACAACAGGUUAGUUCCGGACAAACUACUCUUAAUCCAGAACAACCAGCAGGAGGCGGCUUAGGCAGUGGAGGACAAACAGAUAAUUCAGUAUCACAACCAAACCAAGGAACUGGAAGUGACCCAACUAACGGUCUCCCAGGGCCGUCUAACAGUCAAGACCAGUCACAAGCAAGUCAAGAAACCGAAACUGAACAAUCUAAUGGCACUUCAGGACAGCAACUUUCCACCGAUCAAGUGACAUCACAUGGAAGUGGAGGAGGCAAUGGAUCACCAAGUAGCACCACUCAAGAAAACGGUGGAGUGCAAGCUGCUGCCAGUUAA
Molecule: messenger RNA, 12891 nt
Organism: Theileria orientalis strain Shintoku
Lineage: Eukaryota; Apicomplexa; Aconoidasida; Piroplasmida; Theileriidae
Exons: 3
Coding region: 1-12891 (4296 amino acids)
Source: RefSeq, a predicted model, not a curated record